AUGUCGGUCAAAUUCGAGAAGGAUACGGUGAAGACGACGGCUGAUGCUAUCGACGCAGCCGGCAAGGGCGACCUGCUGCAAGGAGUAGGCGCGGCCCUGACAAAAGGCGGCGGCGGCUUGAAUGGAUACCUCGCAGCGUACCUCGGGCAACUGCAGAGCAACCCGCUGCGCACCAAGAUGCUCACCUCGGGCACCCUGUCGGGUCUGCAGGAGUUCACUGCUUCGUGGAUCGCGCACGACAGGAGCAAGAACGGCACCUACAUGACGUCGCGUGUGCCUAAGAUGGCUAUCUACGGCGCCCUGAUCAGCGCGCCUCUCGGUCACGUUCUCAUCAGCAUGCUGCAGAAGGUCUUCCAGGGCCGCAAGAGCUUCAAGGCCAAGAUCCUGCAGAUCCUGGCGAGCAACCUUAUUAUCUCGCCCAUCCAGAACGGCGUCUACCUCACCUCCAUGGCCCUGAUCGCCGGCGCCCGCACAUUCCACCAGGUGCGCGCCACCGUCAAGGCCGGCUUCUGGCCCGUCAUGAAGGUCAGCUGGGUCGUCUCGCCCAUCUCGCUGGCUUUCGCCCAGCAGUUCCUCCCUGAGAACACCUGGGUGCCCUUCUUCAACAUCAUCGGAUUCAUCAUUGGCACCUACAUCAACGCCUCCACCAAGAAGAAGAGGCUGGCAGCUCUCAGGCGCAAGCACUACGGCGAUGCCAGCGGGAGAGACUACAACAGCGGGAGAAGCCAGGCCGGCGGCAGGCCCGGCGACGAUUACGACCGUAACGACCGUCCUUCCGGUCCUCCCGGCCCUCCCGGUCAACCAGGACCACCUCGCUACUAA
Messenger RNA from Dothidotthia symphoricarpi CBS 119687, 822 nucleotides. RefSeq lists its product as uncharacterized. The record is from RefSeq and is a predicted model, not a curated record. The transcript is spliced from 3 exons. The coding region runs from base 1 to 822 and encodes 273 amino acids. Lineage: Eukaryota; Fungi; Ascomycota; Dothideomycetes; Pleosporales; Dothidotthiaceae. Gene Ontology annotation, cellular component: cytoplasm; membrane.